GACAGCCUCAUGAACGCGCUGCUGGCGCGCUACGGCGGGGUGGCCUUGGACCUGUCAACCGUCCUUCUGCGCCCUCUGGACCCGUACUGGGACGACAUGGUGAGGCGAGCUGCGACCUUCCGAGGCUACCUCUACCGCGCGAAUGGGGAGCCUUGGGGCCAAGCCGAGAGCACGGCGGUGUGGUUUCUCAUGUCACGCCGCGAGGGUAUUUUCACCACGGUGGUACGGAACCAGGUGAUCGGCAUGGGAGCGGAGAAGGACUCGUUUGCGUACGCCGAGCCUUAUAGAGCGCUCGGUGAUCAGACGAUCACUCCUGUCAUCGCGAUGUUCAACAGCAGCUGGCCGAGAUGCAGUGAUGACGUGUGGGUAGAACACAAGAACCAAUGCCCAGAAAACAACAUGGCGACGGGAGCUGAUCCGCUGUCCAUGUUCGCACCAGCGGAACAUCCACGCACAGAUGUCAGGAUGAUUCUCGAGGAGCCGCGCGAAGGGCCUCAGUUGCCUUUCUGCUUCGAGGACGAUUUCAGCAUGGGUACUUGGAGCAUCUCGGACGACACUGAAGUGGCGGGCGACGCGUGCAAGACUCGGAGGCAGUGCUGGGAGUAUUUCUUGGCACGCUACAAUCAGCCCGAUAAUGGCACAGGUACUCCACUUCUUUUUGUGAAGCUCUUCAACGCAGGAGGCCAGCUGAAGACAUGGAGUCGCGGCCAGUUGUUGAGCGAAAAACGCACGUUUUUUCACCACUGGCUGCAAAUGGCGGGCUUGUCGGAGAAUGUGUCGACACCGUGGUAG
Messenger RNA from Prorocentrum cordatum, 792 nucleotides. The record is from the annotation of a GenBank genome assembly. Lineage: Eukaryota; Dinophyceae; Prorocentrales; Prorocentraceae.